Messenger RNA from Rhododendron vialii, 4494 nucleotides. Its product is annotated as histone-lysine N-methyltransferase ATX5. The transcript is spliced from 22 exons. Gene Ontology annotation, biological process: regulation of transcription by RNA polymerase II. NCBI's taxonomy places the organism in Eukaryota, Viridiplantae, Streptophyta, Magnoliopsida, Ericales, Ericaceae. The coding region runs from base 545 to 4036 and encodes 1163 amino acids. Gene Ontology annotation, molecular function: protein binding. The record is from RefSeq and is a predicted model, not a curated record.
CUUAUUCCCCCCCCUCUCUCUCCUCUCUCUCUCUCUCUCUCUUAAAACUUUCAGCACGCACGCACACAUGUAUCUAUCUGUUGUAUCUAUAAUUCUACACAUACAUACACAUAUUAUAUGAACCUCGCCAAAAAAAUUUGCUAAGAUUUCACGUUAAGUAUUAUCGAAAGUCCUUAUUUUAUUUUAGGAUUAUUGAUUUUCCCUUUUUAUUAUUAGUAUAUAUCUUCGUCGCCAUCGACUCGAGAGCAGUUAGAACUUCGUCUCGCGCAGCAGAGAUCCCUAUUUUCAGAAAACCUCCGCGCCUGAUUUCUCGAUCCUCUCGAUUGAGGAGAUUUUUCCUGCUCAAUUCUCUGUCUCGUGUUUUGAUCCUCAUUCCAGUCCCUGCUUUUCGUUCGUUGCAGAAAAUCCCCUCGCUCUAUCGGUUUGGUGCUAAGCUUCUCUGCUUUCAGUCUGUCUCAGAAAUUAGGGCAAAAUUAGGGGGUUUUCUGGGUAAUUGUGAGGUCUUUAUCGGGGAAUUCGGAUUGGGAUUCCAUUCGGUGGUGGGAUGAUAAUCAAGCGCAACUUGAAAUCGGCAAUGCCGGCACUGAAGCGGUGCAGAGCCGGCGAUUCAGGCGGCGAAGACGACGAGAGCUCGGCCAACAGGAAGAAGCGAAAAGUGAACGGUUAUUACCCCCUGCAUCUGCUCGGGGAGGUCGCCGCCGGCGUAAUUCCGUUCAGCGGCCACGGACUGCAGCGGAAAUUGGGCGGGAAAUUAGGGUUUGGUUCGUGGUGCACGGAGGAUUCGUGCUGCCGCGACGACGUCGUGGAGCCGAAGGUGAAGGUUGUUAAGGAGGGGAGUAAUAAUAAUUCGGCAGCACCGGAGGCGUCGCGGCCGCCGCUGGUGAAGACGACGCGGGGACGGGUUCAGGUACUUCCGUCGAGGUUUAAUGAUUCAGUUCUUGAUAAUUGGAAGAAAGAGAAGACAAGUAGUAGCAGUGGUAGUAAACCUAGUCCUUUAGAUUCGUGUUUGGAGCCGGAGUUUAAGCCCGUAAAGGAGAAAUUCAGCUUCAAAAGCCCUGGAAUUCGCAGUCAAUUGGCUAAUCGUAGUAAUGGAAUCCGAGGCCAAAUCGGUGGUAGUAAUAAUGGAAUUCGUGGUCAAAUCGGCAGUAGUAGUAAUAGAGAGCGUAGUGAAGAUAAAGUUAGUUAUCAGUAUCUUAAAGUGCCACCAUGGUUGGGUGAGUAUGAGAGGUCGAAGAACUUUAAUAACUUUAGUAGGAAUUAUUCUAGUUCGCGUAGUGCACUAACUCCAUCGCUCCAUGAGCAAGUAAGGGAGACGGGAAAGUCCCGAGUUGGGGAAUUGGAGGAACCGGUAGUAGAUUUGGCCGGCAUUGGUGGAUUGGUGGAGGAGGAGGGUAAGAGGAAAAGUGGGUUGUUGUUGUAUGGGCUGGAUGAUGAGUUUGGUUGCGGUGAUAUAGUUUGGGCCAAGUCAGGGAAGGACUAUCCCGCGUGGCCAGCUAUUGUUCUUGAUUCUACAACACAAGCUCCACAACAAGUUUUGAGUUUUCGGGUUGCCGGUGCUGUUUGUGUGAUGUUCUUUGGUUACUCUGGCAAUGGAACACAAAGGGAUUAUGCUUGGGUUAAACAGGGAAUGAUAUUCCCCUUCAUUGAUAACGUGGACAGGUUUCAGGGGCAGACCGACUUGAAUGAUAGCAAGCCCAGUGAUCUUCGGUCUGCUAUAGAGGAGGCAUUUUUGGCGGAACAUGGCUUCACUGAGAUGUUAAUGGUGGAAAUUAAUGUGGCGGCUGGGAAUCUAGAUUAUUUGGAAUCCGUUCGUGGAGGGUUCCUGGAAGCUUCUGAUUCGAAUCAGGAGCAGGAGUGCAACACCCACAAACAGAAUGCCUUUAAAAGGAAAGAGGAAUGGUCUUGUGAAGGCUGUGGAUUGAGUCUUCUAUAUAAAACUUCCAAUGAAAUUAAGGCUUCAAUUCCAGGAUGUCGUCUGUGUGAUUCCUGUGCUAAGUUAAAGAAAAAUAAACAUUCAUGUGGCAUAUGCAAGAAGAUCAGAAAUCAUUUGGACACUGGCAGUUGGGUACGCUGUGGGAGUUGUAAAGUCUGGGUGCAUGCAGCAUGUGACAAAAUGUCCAGCAAUUUUUCCAAGGAUCUGGGAGCCGCUGGUUAUUACUGCCCUGAAUGCAGAGCUAAGUUCAAUUUUGAAUUAUCAGAUUCAGAAGACUGGCAACCGAAAGUCAAAAAUAACAAAAAGAAUGUGCUGCCUGACAAGGUUACAGUAGUCUGCUCGGGUGUGGAAGGCGUAUAUUUUCCUAGCCUCCAUUUAGUUAUCUGCAAGUGUGGGUAUUGUGGAACUGAGAAGCAGGCACUUAGUGAAUGGGAGCGACAUACAGGUUCGAAAUGGAAAAAUUGGAAGACUAGUGUCAGGGUGAAAGAUUCCAUGUUACCACUGGAACAAUGGAUGUUGCAGAUGGCAGAGUACCAUGCACGCACAGUUGUUUCUGUUACUUCUCUUAAACGCCCUUCUAUGAAAGUACGAAAGCAGAAGUUGCUUAAUUUUUUGCAAGAAAACUAUGAGCCUGUCUAUGCCAAGUGGACAACAGAGCGGUGUGCUGUGUGCAGAUGGGUUGAAGACUGGGACUACAAUAAAAUUGUUAUAUGCAACAGAUGCCAAAUUGCUGUCCACCAAGAAUGCUAUGGAGCAAGAAAUGUUAAAGAUUUCACUUCAUGGGUUUGCCGAGCAUGCGAGACACCUAAUAUCAAACGGGAGUGUUGCCUCUGUCCUGUAAAAGGGGGUGCUCUGAAACCUACGGAUGUUGAGUCGCUGUGGGUUCAUGUUACUUGUGCUUGGUUUCAACCUGACGUUGCUUUCUCAAGUGAUGAAAAGAUGGAGCCUGCUGUUGGAAUCUUGAGAAUUCCAUCACACUCUUUUGUGAAGAUAUGUGUUAUCUGCAAGCAAAUUCAUGGUUCCUGUACACAGUGUUCCAAGUGUUCCACUUAUUACCAUGCAAUGUGUGCAUCAAGGGCUGGGUACCGUAUGGAGUUGCAUUCCUUGGAAAAGAAUGGGAAACCAAUGACAAAAAUGGUUUCAUAUUGUGCUUAUCACAGGGCUCCAAAUCCAGAUACAGUUCUAAUCAUACAGACUCCUUUAGGAGUUAUUUCCACCAAAAACCUACUCCAAGACAAAAAGCGCACUGGUUCAAGGCUGAUUGCGUCCAACAGAUUAAAACUUGAAGAAUGUUCGACCAUGGAUGUCAAUGAGAUCGAGCUAGUUUCUGCUGCAAGAUGUCGGAUCUUCAAGAGAACGAAAAAUAAGAGGACAGGGGAACAUGCCGUUGCUCAUCAUGUGACGGGACCUUCCCAUCACUCUCUACGUGCACUACAAAGAUUGAACAUUUUUAGAGAAAUAGAGGAGCCUAAAGCCUUUUCUUCUUUUAGGGAACGGCUUCAACACUUGCAGAGAACGGAAAAUGAUCGGGUUUGCUUUGGGAGGUCGGGAAUUCAUGGAUGGGGGCUAUUUGCACGUAGGAACAUCCAAGAAGGAGAGAUGGUUCUUGAAUAUCGUGGUGAACAAGUUAGGCGUAGUGUUGCAGAUUUGAGGGAGGCACAAUAUCGUACAGAAGGCAAAGAUUGCUAUCUGUUCAAGAUCAGUGAAGAAGUUGUGGUAGAUGCCACAGAUAAGGGGAAUAUUGCACGCCUAAUCAACCAUUCAUGUAUGCCCAACUGCUAUGCUAGGAUCAUGAGUGUGGGUCAUGAUGAGAGUAGGAUCGUGCUUAUUGCCAAGACAGAUGUUUCUGCCGGUGACGAGUUAACGUACUUCUCUCUCUCUCUCUCUCUCUCUCUCUCUCUCUCUCUCUCUCUCUCUCUCUCUCUCUCAUGCGCGUGCGCGCGCGUCACUUGUUCUUGUGAUUUUACAUGUUCGCUUCAUAAUUCGUUUUCUGGGUUUUGUGCACAUGACAGGUACGAUUACUUGUUUGAUCCUGAUGAGUGCGACGAUUUUAAAGUCCCCUGCUUGUGUAAAGCUCCAAACUGCAGGAAGUACAUGAAUUAGGUUACAUACAGAGACGGUAUAUAGCCAUUGUUUCUCCGCAAGGAGCACUAAUCCAACCCCCCCUCUUCCUAGUGGGACCUCACAGUUGAGUUACUGAAUUCGUAGUAGUUUUGCUAAUUAAAGAAGUGUUAACUUAGUUGGUUAUUUUGUUUUUUGAUAGAUUUUCAAGCAUAAUAAGAGCUGUAAUUUGCCGCAGCCCGUUUGGCUCGAGGCAUCUUGUAUAAAUUGGUUGAUGGAUAAUCCUCUCUUUUUUUGUUACAAUAUCCAUCCAGAAUUCACCCCAACUUAGAAGGGUUUUCUUUGCCCUGAGCGAUAUUAGCCUUGUUUUAGCGCGUUGUAAUUUUCCAGAGAUUGUAAACUGGGUGUAACGCCCUUUCACAUGCAGUGGGUUGCAUAUGUGAGAGGAGCGUUACAACUGUUGUAUGGAAAAUUUCCUCUAGAAGAAGGGGACAAUGCAA